Molecule: messenger RNA, 2363 nt
Organism: Drosophila subpulchrella
Lineage: Eukaryota; Metazoa; Arthropoda; Insecta; Diptera; Drosophilidae
Product: nipped-B-like protein B
Exons: 1
Coding region: 97-2250 (717 amino acids)
Source: RefSeq, a predicted model, not a curated record
CGGUGAGUCUUAGUUCCAGUUCUCAAGUCCGAAAAAAACAAAAAAAAUUGUAUAGUGAAAGAAAAUUAAGAGUGGUCCAUUCCGAUCCAAUCGGAAAUGAGCAGGAGAACGUUGCGUUGGCGCAGCUCCGCUUGCCGGGAUGAUGGUCCACCACCAAGGAGGGGAAAGUGCCAGGAUUACCGCUUCCACCGGACUGAGACUUAUCCCUCGAUCCGACCGAUGGAGCCACGAUGUGACCCCAACCAGGAUGAGGCCAUCACCAGGUUGGGCAACUCCCUCGUGGCUGAUGGCUGUGGGCGACCCUUCGAAAUGGUCAAGGACGACGUUUUACUUGCUUGGAGGCAUAGUCCCCACAAGGACACGUUGGGCUUCUAUGGCGUAGGGUCACCCACCCAUCAGCCCGAAUCGGUGGUGUUCAACCGGGUGCUGGCAGAAUGCCUGGUCAAGGUCAGCAGUGUUGGCACUCGGCAAGGUCGCCCCAAAAAGACUAUAUCAACACCCCCCAGGAUUUCACCUACAGGCACUUACACAUCCCCUCAGCUUUGCAAACCCUUCGUCCUCAACCGCCAGGCACUGCAGUCGGAACUUCAGCUGAUGCCCUAUGUUAAACAGCAGCUGAAACCGGGUAAAGCCUUUGAGAAAAUAUAUUGCCCAGAUCCACCGGACCCCAGCGAUCCUUUUGGAGUUAAGCAACAACUGCAAACGGGGAGGGACUUCAAACCCAAAAAGGUCCAAAAUGGUCUGCGUCGUAAGCCCUGGUACUGUCCCAUGGAUUGCGAUGAAGCUCGAAAUGGUUGCACUCAGUACGAGUGGGCCAGGUACAAACUAGACCCUCGUCCCCAUAACAAAGAAUUCCGGGAUUGGCUCCAGGAUCAAAGGGAGAGCAAGAGUACGGAGCCCAAGGACUACGAUCAAUUGUACGAAAGGUUUCUCAAGUGCUUCGAGCAGAAACCUCCUGAUCCGCUUUGCAAGGCCUACGAGGAAUGCUGCAAGACCAAGAAAUCCCGUAAAGAGGAUAAUCAAGGAGGUGGCGAUGGGCACAGAGGUAAUGGAGAUGGUCAGCAGCCUGAAAGACCCGGAGAAUCUCCACCAGAUCAAGAUAUACCGAAUGAUGGAGACAUACCCGGAACCGGAAAAGAAAAAGAAGAUAAUGAAAAAGGUAUUAAUGAGGGAGCCGAUGGAACCGGUGAUAACAAGGAUAAAGAAGAUGGCAACGAUAAUAAUAAGGUCGUAGAGAAGGAUAAACAUAAAAAUAUAACUAUAAAUGAAGACAAGGACAAAGAAAAUAUCAAAGAAAAAGUCGUGGAGAAGGAAAAAAAUAAAGAUAUAAAUAAGGAUAAGGAUAAAGAUAUUAGUAAAGAUCAAGAUGAUCAAGAUGAUGAUGAUGAAUUCAAAAACAUAGAUAAAAAUAAAAAUGAAAAUAAAAACAAAAAUAAAAAUAGACACAAAAAUAAAAAAAAGAACAAAAACGAAGAGAAAGUUAAUGAAGAGAAAGUUAAUGAAGAGAAAGUUAAUGAAGACGAAAGUUUUAAAAUCGAAAAGAAAAAGAAGCCAGAGUCGGAUGUAACGAAAAAGGAAAAACCAAAAGGAAACAUCCCAAGUGAAGCCGUGCCCGAAAUGGGAAGACCUAGUGUUAUACCGUAUACUCCUUCGGAGAAAAAUAGCGAUAGACCUAGUAAAGUAGAAGCUACAUGGAGUGAUACAGAACUAGAACCUCCAGUAAAAGACUAUCACAAGUUUGUGCCGGUGAUCCCGAAAGAUAAGAUUAAGGUGCCCCCCAAAAAAAAGAAUAAGGUUAGGAAUAAAAACGGAGACAAGAAUGAGAAGAUCGAGAAGAUCAAGAAGGUUUGCCAGCCCUGUCCACCGCAAGGUUGCCAGUGCGAGAUUUGCCAUUUUAUGGAUCGCCAGAUGGAACCAGAGGCUCCCUUUAUGAGGAAUAUGAGGCGGGUGGAGCAAAAGCGCCAGCUACGAGCCUACUAUCGUCAAAUGUGCCACCGGGAAUACCUCCAAAAUAGAUGUCGGGAGGAGUACCGGGCACCCCGGCACAAAUGUGAUCCCAUCUGCUGCGAAAACUUCCUGUGCCGCAAUCCCCGACUCGCCGAGCACUGCGAUUGCCUUGGGGCUGUUCAGGACCUACAGAAGCUCAUUUCCGGCGACAAGGAUAACAAGGACUGCAGCCGAUUGCUCCAUCGGAUAGAGAAUCUUCGGAGACGCGUCUGCCAGCGCAUGUGCGAUUGCAUCCUGGGGUAAACUGGAUCGGAUCGGAAUGCAUUCGAGUUUUUGUGUUUUAGUUUGUUUAAUGUUUGUUUUGGCUUGUCCGUAAAUUUUGUUUUUAAUAAAUGUUUUUUUUUUUGCAGUACCAA